Brassicogethes aeneus is the source of this 1078-nucleotide messenger RNA. The record is from the annotation of a GenBank genome assembly. Lineage: Eukaryota; Metazoa; Arthropoda; Insecta; Coleoptera; Nitidulidae.
AAAUAACUAAAUAAAUUCUGUCUUGCGGUUGGCACACUCUGUGGGUUGGCAUAACUGCUAUUUAAAUUUGUUUGAUAUCUGUCAAGUUUGUCGGUUAGGAUUUAUUUUAUAAGAAAAUACUACUUUUAUAUAAAUUAUGGCUGAUUUUGAACAAAUGAAAGAAUGUUUUUUUACGUAUCAAUAUCCAAACAUACAUCUUUUGGAUGACGAUGGAAUUGCUGACUUAUUUAGUGCCGGAAAUAGAAAGUUUCUUGUCAAAUGGAUAUUGAACAUCAUAAAUGAAAAUUUUGAUUUAACAAGUGAUGAUAAUGUAUCCAACAUAUUAGCUGGACAUGGUUUUUGCUCAGAGAAGAAAAGCAGUGAAUUUCUUGAAGGAAAAUUGGAUAUUACGAGUACACUUCAAAUAUUGUGCAAAUUAUUUAUUUUUAUUAAGGAAUUAAAGAACAAUUCUACAGAAAAAAAUUCAAUAGAUGACCCUUUUGUAAAUAUUACUAAUGAUUUAAUUGAUCUGGAUUUAAAUCUGUUUCCUGAAUAUGGUCCACUAAGAAGAUGGUCUGAAAAAGAAGAAAAAAUAAAACUUGAGAAGUAUGAAACUGAAUUAAAAGAGUAUGAUUUAGAUUCAUUAAAUAAAAAGCCCAACAGUAGUUUAAGUCCUAAUUUAUACAAAAUUGAAAGUCAAAUUACAACUCUGAAUGAUGUUUUAAAUGAAAUGGCAAUAAGCACAAAUCAAGCAUUAAAUACAAAAUUAUACACAAAGCCAAUUGAUUUUAAGUUUAAAGAUGAGAAAAACAUUCAAAAGUUAGAUAAAAAUAUGGAAGAACUAUUACAGUUUACUGCAGAUAUUGAUAUUAUUCAGAGGGCUAAAUUUGAGCUUAACAUAGAGCCAAAUUUAAUGUGAUAAAACUUAUACGUAUAAGAUGUUGCAGGAUCUAUAGAUCCUUAGCAGGAUUUGUAAAUAAUUAAGGAAUUCAACUUUCAAAUCCAUGCAUGGUCCUUUGUGUUAUUUCCAAUUUAAAUAGGUUAAGUGGCCUUAAUUUAAAAACAAUAUACAGGGUGUGAACAAAAUGAUGGAUAAACU